Suillus bovinus is the source of this 1278-nucleotide messenger RNA. RefSeq lists its product as uncharacterized. The record is from RefSeq and is a predicted model, not a curated record. The coding region runs from base 1 to 1278 and encodes 425 amino acids. Lineage: Eukaryota; Fungi; Basidiomycota; Agaricomycetes; Boletales; Suillaceae. The transcript has 6 exons.
AUGGCCAUCAGUGCUAGCAGACAUGGAUCUCUUCCCCUCAGCACGCCCUCAUUGUACUCUAAUGUUACUCAAUCUGCAGGCCAGUCGGGAGACUGGCUGCCUUUAACACCCUCAACCAAUCCAAAGUUGUCCUUCAUCUUUGGUCAACAAACACUCCAGCUUGAAGAAUUGCAUGAAGACAUUUUCAAGCCUGUAGAACUACCUGACCUUGAUCAGCUAAUCCUUCUUAAUGAUAACCUUAAAGCAGCUUUCAUAAAAACACUUGCUUUUGAGCAUGAUCAAGCUGAUGAAGGCUUGAAUAUCGUGGAAUAUGCGGCUGUCUUAUCAUUUAUGUCUGAAUCGCCUAUAGAAAUCAAAGCCAAAUCUGACUACUUUCCAGAUACUCAAGAAGUUGAGAUUAUGAGCCCCUCCCCGUUCAUGAAACCAUCAUCUACUCUUCACAGAUCGGUCACAAUGACCAUCCCAGAUAUCAUGGGUGUUGAUCAGUUUGGCAACAACAAAAGUUUUGUUUGGUGGCUCGUCAAGGCGGGUUUCAGUCAAAGUGACACAUCCAUUAUGCGCAAAUUUGUAAACAUGGUGAAGAACAACUCAGAUAUUAAGAAGCUAAUCAAGGUAUCGAUUGAUGAGGAUGGCAUAUUCCAAGGCCCAGAAGAGCAUACUGAGGUCACAAAGUCACUUCGCAAAUCUGGAUCAUGGAUGAACCACGAGAAGUUCAAGAGCCUCGUUCUGCCCAAAACAUCUGACAUGAUGUAUGGGCCUGUAGUUGUUGGGGGGCACAAUUGGUUGAAGUUGAAGGUGGUUAGAUUCACACACUAUGCCGAAGGGACUCUCAUUCCUGGUAUGAAUAUGGUGGAUGUAGAUCGCCUACUCAACAUGAGUGCUGCGAACCUUAAGGCUGAGAUCAUUUCUAUCAUGGAGAAGUUUGGGCUUGAGAAGAGCAUGAUAGACAAAGCUUGUGAUUUGAAACCCAAGCUACCAUUCAACUGGUCUGCCGCUGCUAUGCAAAUGUCCUCUGCUGUUUGUGACACUGCCUACUUUCGUUACGUUAAUUGGUACAACUACAAGUACAACAACAAGUGUAAGGGUGCUACUACCACUCACACCACGAAAGUCUCUGGCGAGUCAUCUCAGGCCAUCGCCCCAGCUACUCCUCUUGACAGUGGUUCCACUGAACGUGACUCGAAGAAGUCAAAGGUCUCACAAGAGAAAGAGACGAAGAACAUUAGCUCAAAGGAGAAGAAGAAGGCAGGCGGCAAGGGGAAGUCCUGGGCUGCAUAA